AUGACCCUCCGUUACAACCCCAGCAAGAAAUGCCUGUGUGCCUACCAAAGUACCAUCGAGAUCGGCGACUCGCUCUGUCCUUAUCAUGGAUGCUACGGCGACAAAAGCAAGACAUUCUCACGCAAGGAUACAGCCUCCACUCCGGUGCCGAGAAAGAGGAAGAGAGAUGACGAUCAGGAGGCAGAAGAGCAGGAUCACGGACCUCAACUGAGCCCUGGACUGACACUGACUGACAAACGACAAGCAACCCGUCGCAUUAGUCCAGAGAACGUCGCAGAAGAGCGCGUCAAUGCUGGACCAUGUCUGCUGAAGGAACAAGCACAGCAACUUCUACAUGAUGGAAGCCCUUUUGACCAACACCCAGAUGCCUCUCCGAACAGCGAGAUAGGUCCUCUGGUAGAGAUUGACUUCCUUAAGGCGCCUCUAGAAGCUCGAAAGCUCAUCUACCGCUAUCUCCUUGUGCCGUCCUCCAAAUCAAUCACCUUCCCCAGUCAACAGGCCAGCAACACUUUCAGCGAGCUGAAUCCCGAACUACAAACCAAUAUCCUCUUCACGCACCCUGUAGUGUACAAUGAAUGCAGGCCGAUCCUCUAUGGCGAGAACAUCUUUGUGGCCCGGAGUGCGACAGAUUUUUUCUUGCCCACUGGCAUCCAAGGUCUUCGACCAGCUACUGCACGAAGAAUCAAACACAUCUCAAUCGUCAGGAAAGGUACGGCGAACCAAUGCGACAUCACCAGCCACGCGCUGGCGUCGUCCUUGCACAGCAUGGUUCUUCAAUCCCCAGCUUUCCUCGGCCUUCGCACCAUCACCUUCCGCUUCGAGGUCGGCCGACCAGUCCACAUGAACCUGUUCACUCUACAGAUGUACCUCAGCAGCCAUAACGUGACAGCUGAUGUCCGAGCGAUGUACAAGAAGGCCAAGGUUGUAAAAGACGCGGCUGCGAAAGUGGCGUUCAAAGCACUGCAGAAGGGCUCGCCGUUCCAAGGACUGUGUCUUGUUGAAGAGUCAGAGCAUACCAUCUGGAUUCCGGGAAGAGGACGAGGAAGUCAUACCGUGAAUGUGAAUGAAGUGUGCCUGUUCAGGACCUCCGAGGCUGGCGACACAUACGAGGAGGAAAAGCAGAUGUUGCGCACAUCAAUCUUGGACGUGCUGCGUGGCGAAAAACUGAACGAUGUGCCAGGAGCGGAUCGACGAUACGAGUGGUUCUGCAGGAAAUGUCCCAAUUGA
This is a messenger RNA of Cladophialophora carrionii CBS 160.54, 1227 nucleotides long. RefSeq lists its product as uncharacterized. Bases 1 to 1227 code for a protein of 408 amino acids. Lineage: Eukaryota; Fungi; Ascomycota; Eurotiomycetes; Chaetothyriales; Herpotrichiellaceae. The record is from RefSeq and is a predicted model, not a curated record. The transcript has a single exon.